Nannizzia gypsea CBS 118893 is the source of this 1437-nucleotide messenger RNA. Its product is annotated as serine/threonine-protein phosphatase 5. The transcript is spliced from 6 exons. Lineage: Eukaryota; Fungi; Ascomycota; Eurotiomycetes; Onygenales; Arthrodermataceae. Gene Ontology annotation, cellular component: nucleus; cytosol. Gene Ontology annotation, molecular function: protein serine/threonine phosphatase activity; protein binding. The record is from RefSeq and is a predicted model, not a curated record. The coding region runs from base 1 to 1437 and encodes 478 amino acids.
AUGUCUCAACCCGAUGUCGAGGCCGCUACAGCCCUCAAGCUACAAGGCAACAAAUGCUUUGCGCAGCAUGACUGGCCCGCGGCUCUAGACUUCUAUACCCAAGCCAUCGAGCUGUAUGAUAAAGAGCCAUCGUUCUACUGUAACAGAGCACAGGUACAUGUUAAACUAGAAGCCUUCGGAUUUGCGAUUGCAGAUGCCACCAAGGCCAUUGAGCUUGACCCUAGUUAUGUCAAGGCGUACUGGCGCAGAGCUGUUGCAAAUACUGCCAUCCUUAACUCCCGCGCAGCCCUUAAAGACUUUAAGACCGUUGUGAAAAAGGCCCCGCACGACCGUGAUGCGAAACUCAAAUUGGCAGAGUGCGAGAAGCUCGUACGGCGGAUUGAAUUCGAGAAAGCCAUCGAGGUCGCUGAUCCUCCAUCGGCGUUUGAGGGACUCAAUAUUGAAUCGAUGGUUGUGGAUGAUAACUAUGAUGGUGUACGAUUGGAGGAUAAAAUGACCCAAGAGUUCAUUGAUGACAUGAUAAAACGAUUCAAGAAUGGAAAGCAGAUACAUAAGAAAUAUGCGUUCCAGAUAGUGAAAGCUGUGCGGGAUAUUGCAUACAAUGAGCCUACCAUGGUUGAAAUUGGCGUUGAAGAAGGCUCUAAAUUAACAGUCUGUGGUGACACACAUGGCCAGUUCUUUGAUCUUCUCGAAAUAUUCCGUCUUAAUGGCUUCCCCUCUGAUAAACAUUCUUAUCUCUUUAAUGGCGAUUUCGUUGAUCGCGGCAGCUGGUCUUGUGAAAUUGCCCUCCUUCUUUAUGCCUACAAAUGGAUGCGCCCCAACUCCUUCUUCCUCAAUCGCGGAAAUCAUGAAACCGAUGAUAUGAACCGCGCGUACGGCUUUGAGGGAGAAUGCAAAGCCAAAUACUCCGAACGUCUAUUCAAGGUCUUCUCUGAAUCCUUCAGCGCACUCGCCCUUGCGACCUUGAUAGGAGAGAAGUAUCUAGUACUCCAUGGCGGCUUAUUCUCAGACGAUAAUAUCUCCUUGGCCGAUAUCAGAGCUCUGAACAGACAUAACCAGCGCCAACCUGGCCAGUCUGGUUUGAUGAUGGAGAUGCUCUGGACUGAUCCUCAGGUCAUGCCUGGUAGAGGACCUAGCAAGAGAGGUGUUGGUAUGCAGUUUGGCCCAGACGUCACUAAACGGUUCUGUGAGAAGAAUGGUCUUGAGGCUAUCAUUCGAAGUCAUGAAGUUCGUAUGGAGGGUUAUGAAGUUGAACACGAUGGAAGAUGUAUCACUGUCUUCUCUGCCCCCAAAUACUGUGAUAGCACUGAAAACAAGGGUGCAUUCAUUAACAUUGGGCCCGAACUCAAGCUAGACUUCCACAAGUUCGACGCUGUCCCACACCCUGACAUCAAACCAAUGGCAUACGCCAACAACUCGAUCAUGUCUCUGAUGUAG